Messenger RNA from Vitis vinifera (wine grape), 5550 nucleotides. RefSeq names its product protein RNA-directed DNA methylation 3. Lineage: Eukaryota; Viridiplantae; Streptophyta; Magnoliopsida; Vitales; Vitaceae. Gene Ontology annotation, cellular component: DSIF complex. Gene Ontology annotation, biological process: regulation of transcription by RNA polymerase II; regulation of DNA-templated transcription elongation; transcription elongation by RNA polymerase II. Gene Ontology annotation, molecular function: mRNA binding. Bases 148 to 5286 code for a protein of 1712 amino acids. The record is from RefSeq and is a predicted model, not a curated record. The transcript is spliced from 18 exons.
AGGAGAAAGGGUACAACUGUAACUUCACGUAUCUACAUUCCACUUCCACUAUAAGGAUCUCUGGCCGGGGUGGGGGUUCUCAAGUCACACCAAAAGUCUCACUCUCGCCAUGUCCGUCCUGCUCUGAUAUCUCAUUACCGUCAGAAAAUGUCGUAUAAGGGAAAGGAGAUCGCCGGGAAGGGAUCUUCCGGCAAGAGAAAGCGCGACGACGACGACAAGUCUGGUAGCCGGAAGCGGAAGAACUCCGCCGUGCUUCAGUUCUUCGAAGAUGCUGCAGAAGUGGACAAUGAUUCGAGCGAUGACAGCAUUUCUGGUGAUGAUUUUUUGGAGGAUGGAUUCAAUACAGGGCUAAAAGUUAAGAACGAACCUGGAAAAGCCCAUAACCUUCCAUUUUUCCCCAAAGAAGAGGAGCUGAGCGAGGAAGAACUUGAAAAGAUGCUAGAAGAACGUUACAAGGAUGGUUCUAAAUUUGUUACCUAUGCUGAAGAUGAUUAUGAGACGAAAAGAUCAGUUCAAAGAAACUCGCUUAUCCCUUCUAUUAAGGAUCCAACCAUCUGGAAAGUCAAGUGCAUGGUUGGACGGGAGAGGCUUUCAGCUUUCUGUCUUAUGCAGAAGUACGUUGACUUGCAGUCACUAGGAACUAAGCUGCAGAUAAUAUCUGCUUUUUCUGUCGAGCAUGUAAAGGGUUUUAUUUAUAUUGAAGCUGAUAAGCAGUGUGACAUUAAUGAGGCAUGCAAAGGUCUUUGUAGUAUAUACACAAGCCGAGUGGCACCAGUUCCAAAAAAUGAAGUUACCCAUUUGCUCUCUGUACGAAGCAAAUGCAAUGAAAUUUCUGAGGGCACAUGGGCCCGCAUGAAGAAUGGGAAAUACAAGGGGGACCUAGCUCAGAUUGUGGUGGUGAGUGAUGCUCAAAAGAAAGCAACAGUAAAGCUGAUCCCAAGAAUUGAUCUGCAGGCGAUGGCAGAAAAAUUUGGUGGGGGAGUUUCUGCCAAGAAGAGAAAUAACCCAGCACCAAGAUUGAUAAGCUCUAGUGAACUUGAGGAGUUUCGGCCUCUGAUUCAAUACAGACGUGACCGUGAUACUGGCAAGCUUUUUGAGAUUCUUGAUGGUCAAAUGCUCAAGGAUGGAUAUUUGUACAAAAAAGUGUCCAUAGAUUCGUUAAGCUGCUGGGGUGUGACACCUUCUGAAGAGGAGCUUCACAAGUUUACGCCUUCUAGUAAUGAGGAAUCUGUUGAUUUGGAGUGGCUUUCACAGCUCUAUGGUGAACGAAAGCAAAAACGCACCACAAAAAGUGACAAAGGGGGUGAGAAAGGAGAGGGUUCAUCUGGUUCUAGUAUGGUGAAUAGCUUUGAGCUGCAUGAUCUUGUUUGUUUUGGCCGGAAGGAUUUUGGAAUUGUCAUAGGCAUGGAGAAAGAUGAUAAUUACAAGAUUCUAAAAGAUGGUCCAGAAGGACCAGUGGUACAGACUGUUGUAUUGCACGAGUUAAAGAAUCCGCUCUUUGAGAAUAAAUUUACUGCUUUAGAUCAGCACAUGAAAACCAUAUCUAUCAACGAUACUCUCAAGGUUUUGGAAGGUCCAUUAAAGGGUAGGCAAGGACUUGUUAAGAAAAUUUACAGAGGGGUCAUCUUUUUAUAUGAUGAAAAUGAAACGGAAAAUAAUGGUUAUUUCUGCUCUAAAUCUCAGAUGUGUGAGAAAAUUAAGCUAUAUGGUGAUGCUUGUAACGAAAAGGGUGGUGAAUCAGGUCCCUCAGGUUUUGAAGAUUUUACUUCAUCUCCUCAGUCCCCUCUAUCACCUAAGAAACCAUGGCAAGCAAGGGAAAAUAACCGUGACUUCAACCGAGGGGAUAAAGAUGGAAUGUUCUCUGUUGGUCAGACAUUGAGAAUCCGAGUUGGUCCACUGAAAGGAUACCUCUGCCGUGUCUUAGCCAUACGAUAUUCUGAUGUUACAGUGAAGCUUGAUUCUCAGCAUAAAGUUCUUACAGUUAAAUGUGAGCAUCUUUCUGAGGUUCGUGGGAAGGGUUUUUCCGUUUCUAUAAGUGACAAUCCAGAGUCCAGUUCCCUAAAAUCCUUUGGUCUGCUUGGAACUCAAGACAGUGCCAGAGAUUGGGUUGAUGGUGCUGGCACAUCAGCUGAAAGUGAUAGGUGGAAUACUGGAGAGACAUCUGCUGAAAGGAGCUCUUGGCCAAGUUUCCCUGCCUCAAACUUUUCGCUUCAGCCAGAAUCCAAUUCUGCAAAUCCUUUUGGUUCUGUGGAUAAUGAUUCCAAAAAAGACAUGGGUGACGCUUCCUGGGAGAUCAAAUCAACCCCAAAUCAAAAAUCAUCUUGGGGUGCAGCAACUACUAGUAAAACUGUUGCUGAUAGUGAUCAAGUUGGAGGCUGGGGAAAAAGUGAAAACAGUUGGAACAAGUCUGCUACUACUGCCUUAGGCAGCAGUGUGGCUGAUGGCUGGGAGAAAGCAAAACUAUCCAAUGUUGAUCAGGCAGGCUCUUCAAAAGGUGCUGGAAACAACUGGGGUGAUAAAACUGUUGCUGAUAGUGAUCAGGGUGGAAGCUGGGGAAAAGGUGAAAACUGUUUGGACAAGUCUGCAGCCACAACCAACUUUGGCAGCAGUGCAACUGAUAACUGGGGGAAAGCAAAACUAUCCAGCAGUGGUCAGGCAGGCUCUUCAAAAGGUGCUGGAGGUAACUGGGAUAAUAAAAUUGUUGCUGAUGGUGAUCAGGUUGGUGGCUGGGGAAAAAGUGAAAACUGUUGGAACAGGUCUGCUGUUACAACUGGCUUUGGCAGCAGCGCAUCUGAUAGCUGGGAGAAAUCAAAAGUAUCUGAUAGUAAUCAGGCAGGCUCUCUGAAAGAUGCUGGAGACAAUUGGGGUAAAGGAAAGAAUGUUGCUGGGACGCCAUCAAAUGGUUGGAAUGAUGCAACUACUGGGAAUGAUCAACUAGAUGCUUGGGGCAAAGGAAAAAAUGUUGGUGAAGCAAGCUGUUGGGAGAAGAGUAAAAGCCCCAGUAUUGGUGAGGACCGUUGGAACAAUGGUGGUCCUGGGUGGAAUCAACAGAAAUCUGGGGACAAAAGGGAAGACACUGGUGGAGGUGAUGGAUCCACUUGGGGCAAAGCUUUGGAGUCCCAAGAAAAAGGCAGUGGUUCAAGUGCAAGUAAAGUGGACUGGAAAAGUUCAGCAGCUAGGCCAGAAAAUCAGACUGGAGGCUGGGCCCAGCAAGAAGGUGUAGGUGAAGAUGAAUCUGGAUGGAGAAAAGGUGGAUUUAGCAGCCAGGAUCAGAAAGGCAGUUGGAACAAACCAAAGACCUUUGAUGUGACCAGAGGAUCUGCUUGGAAUCAACAAGCUGAUGGAACUAACGAAGAUUUCAAAGGAGGGAGUGAUCAAAAUGGCAGCUGGGGUAAACCAAAUGGUUUUAGCGGGGACAGAGAAUUUGAUAGGGGUAAUGGGUCAGGUGGGAGAUGGGGAAGAGGAGGCCGCCGAGGAGGUAGGGAUCAAUUUGGAAUAGGAAGAUCAUUUGGUCGUGGGCAAUCUUCUGGUUGGAAUAAGGAGAGUCAAGAAAACACUUGGACUGGUGAUGGGGCUUCUUCAGGUAAUCAAUCUAGUUGGAGCCAUGAUCGAGCUAGUGGCUGGGGUCAAGGCAAGACUUUUGAUGAAGGUAGAAAAGAUGGUGGUUGGAAAAGAGAAAAUGCAUCUCAUGAGGAUAAUGGAUCCAGUUGGAGCAAAAAAUGGGGUGGUGGUAAAGAGACUAGUGAAAGUGGGGAAAAACAUAGCAAAUCCAGUGAUUGGAGUAAUCCAAAUGCUUCCAACAAGGGUAUGUCAUCUGGUUGGAAUAAUAAAUUCAAUGCAAAUGAAGAAACUGGUGGGACUGGAGAUCAUGACGGUGGUUGGAAUAAAAGAAAAGCUCCUGGUGAACAUCAAAAAACACCAUGGAAAACUAAUGAGAGUAAUUUGGAUGGAAACCCCUCUGGUUUUCAGGGCCAAGAUCAUUGGGGUACUCCUAAACCUCCACAAGAUAAAUCCUCUGGUUGGAAUCAUAAAUCCAUUGAUAAUGAAAAAGAUGGUGAUGGUAAAGAUCAAGGAGAUGGUUGGAACAGUAGAAAAACUUCAGAUGCCAGCUCUGCAAGUAGAUGGGGGCAGAGUAGUGGUUGGAAAAAUGGGAUAAGUAGUGACGCAGGGGGAAACCAGGAUUCCGACUGGGGAAGAAAGAGCAAUUGGAACCCAGGAGGUGGAAAUGAAUAUGAAAAUGAUACUUCUGAUAAUAGGGAGAGAGGUGGGAAUUGGAGGGGAGGUAGAGGUAAUUCAGGGAGAGGAGGCUUUGGAGGUAGAGGUGGUUCAGAAAGAGGAGGCUUUGGAGGUAGAGGUGGUUCAGACAGAGGAGGCUUUGGAGGAAGAGGGGGUUCAGACAGAGGAGGCUUUGGAGGAAGAGGGGGUUCAGACAGAGGAGGCUUUAGAGGUAGAGGCCGUUCAGACAGAGGUGGCUUUGGAGGUAGAGGUCGUUCUGACAGGGGUGGUUUUGGAGGUGGAGGUGAUUCAGACAGGGGUGGUUUUGGAGGUAGGGGCCGUGGAAGGAGGGAUCAAAGUGGUGGCUGGAACAACAGAAACAAUUCUGGUGAGAAUAAUAAAUCCUUUGAAUGGAACAAAGGGUCAAACAAUAAUGGGGAAGGGUGGAAAGGUCAUGAUGGUGCUGUCAGUUGGGGCCAAGGAGGUGGUGAUAAGGGGCCAAGGAAUUGGAAUUCUGGGACUGGCGGAACUAGCAAUCAAUAUGGGGGUUGGAACCAAUCAAAAGGGGUCGUAGAAAGUAGUGGUACAGGCUCUCAAGCUGGAUCUUGGAACAAGGGAGCUAGCCCUGCUAAAGAUUAUGGUGGAAGUAGUGUUGAAGCCAGCAAUUUAAACAGCCAGAGUUCUGGUUGGAACAAAGGGUCAGCUCAGACAAGUGUUGCAGUGGUGAGUAAUGAUCAAGGAAAUGAUUGGAAACAAUCAAAUGCUUCUGGUAAAGGCCAGUGGUCUGCAGGGAACCAGUCAAUAGCUGGUGCCCAAGCUGAUGCCUGGGAUAAACAGGGAUCAGGUUGGAAUAGAGAAACAAGUACAGGAAGUGGGAGCAUGACAAGAGAUGGGGCUGAAACUUGGAAUCAAUCGAAGGCCCCUGAUGGAGCUCAAUCAUCUGCAUGGAAUCAAACAAAAAAUUCAAAAGAAGGAACCAGCAAUUUUAGGGAAGCGACUGAUUCAUGGGGUAAAGCUGCAGCAAAUUCUUGGAGCAAGGAGAAAGACGGAAGUAGCAAAGGAGGGUGGUGAUCACUCUUAAAAUUUGGUGUUCGGGAGGUUUGGGGCUAUGUAGAUAACGUACCUUUUUUCUUUUUUCCUCUUUUGGGUUUUGUUUUGGGCAGCAAGGAAAGGUUUUGAACCACAAUCUCUUACCAUGGUUUUGGUUUGAACUAGUAGCCCCGUUGCAGUGCAUGGGAGGAUUAGCCUUGUGGGCGGAUCUCUUAACAAGGGGCAUUAUGGUUCCCAGACAAUAGAUGCACAGAAGUUUUUAUGCAAUUUUAUGACUUGUGUCCA